Zootoca vivipara (common lizard) is the source of this 1142-nucleotide messenger RNA. RefSeq names its product GTPase IMAP family member 9-like. The record is from RefSeq and is a predicted model, not a curated record. Gene Ontology annotation, molecular function: GTP binding. NCBI's taxonomy places the organism in Eukaryota, Metazoa, Chordata, Lepidosauria, Squamata, Lacertidae.
CAGAACUCUGAGAGGAACGGAGAGAGCCAGAGGCUGCCUGAAGUUGCAGAGAGAAACAGCCAGACCAGGAAGACCUCCAGGCUGAGAAAACUGCCCAGCAGAAGUCAAGGAUUUCUGGACUGCUGUGAACCCUGAGUGGCGACUUGUCUUUCUGCAACAGGCAGCAUGGCCCAAGUCAGACCAGACGAAGAAUUGAGAAUUCUGCUCAUUGGCAAAACCGGAUCUGGGAAGAGCGCAACAGGAAACACCAUCCUGGGGGCUGAGAAAUUUAAAAGCACUUAUAGUCUUGCUUCAACAACCAAGAAAUGCGUAAUAAAAGAAGAUAUUGUAGGUGGCAGGAGAAUUGUUGUUGUUGACACACCUGGGUUCUUUGAUACAACAUAUAAAGAAUGCUUCACGCAAAAAGAUCUUAAAGAUUGCAUUGAUAUGGUCUCUCCUGGAUUUCACGCCAUCCUCGUCGUGAUAAAAGCGGGCAAGAUCACAAAGGAGGACCAGGAAACAUUUCAGAAAGUGAAAAGCCUCUUCAAGGAUGAAGGAAAGAAGUAUUUGAUUCUUUUAUUCACCCAUAAAGAUGAGUUAGCUAAGAAUCGUUUAACUUUAGAGGAGUUAUUAGAAGAUGCUGAGGGGCACCUGAAGGAUCUGAUUGAGAUGUCCGAAAGACGAUUGAUUGCUUUUAACAAUGUGGCUGAUGAAGAAGAAAAGGAGAGUCAGGUGAAGGAGCUCAUUGAGAUGAUUGUUAAGUUGGUGGCACUCAAUGGCAGAACACCAAUGUACACUGAAGAACAAUUUGAAAAGGACAGGCCAAAGGAGAAGCAAAAAGAGAGGCCAAAGGACAGCCGUUGGUGUAACAUUAUAUAAUAUCAGCAGUGAGGAGUAGGGAGUCAAGGAUGGAGAUAUGUUUGUCCACCAACUCUUUCUUUUUUAAAAAAAUACUAAUUUUUAUCAGUUUUCAAUUACAAUCCAAUAAUAGCCUCAUUAUAACAAUACCAAUUUAAAAUACAGGUAGGUAGCCGUGUUGGUCUGAGUCGAAGCAAAAUAAAAAAGUUCCUUCAGUAGCACCUUAAAGACCAACUAAGUUUUUAUUUUGGUAUGAGCUUUUGUGUGCAUGCACGCUUCUUCAGAUACACUGAGACGGAAGUAAC